Messenger RNA from Hevea brasiliensis (rubber tree), 3074 nucleotides. Its product is annotated as G-type lectin S-receptor-like serine/threonine-protein kinase At4g27290. The record is from RefSeq and is a predicted model, not a curated record. Gene Ontology annotation, biological process: protein phosphorylation; recognition of pollen. The coding region runs from base 373 to 2829 and encodes 818 amino acids. The transcript is spliced from 7 exons. Gene Ontology annotation, molecular function: ATP binding; protein serine/threonine kinase activity. NCBI's taxonomy places the organism in Eukaryota, Viridiplantae, Streptophyta, Magnoliopsida, Malpighiales, Euphorbiaceae.
GUUUGCCUACAGAUACAAUUGGUUCGACUAGCAAUGUAUUAUACAAUAGUGAUGACAACUUAUUUUUCUGGGAAGAAAAAUCUCCAAAAGAAUAGGGGAAAUAGUAUCUAUCCAUUAUGUAACUACUACAUUUCAUUAUGUACAAUGUAUCAGCUUUGUAUUUCCUCUCCUUCCUCAUUACUUAAUAACAUUUCUGAAACGAUGACAUCAGUUUCUACUUUUUAAUCCAUAUUUUGUUUUCUUUGUCCUCAUGCAAUCAAUUUGAGUUGAAAAUGGUAGCUUCUUGUUGAUCAGAACCAGCAAUUUCAUCAUGUACACCCUAGACCUUCUUGUACGAUCUUUUAUGCUCGAUACAAUUUCUACAUAUUGUUAAUGGGUUUUGCAAUUCUUUUCUGCUCUUUUUUGUUGUCCACCUUGAGAAUCUUUACUGCACAAGACACUCUAACCCCAGCUCAAUCCAUGAAGGAUGAUGAGACUCUGGUUUCAGCCGAUGGGAACUUUGAGCUUGGAUUCUUCAGCCAAAAUAAUUCAAGUAGCAGCAGAUAUUUGGGAAUUUGGUAUAGGAAAAUACCGAUCAGGACAGUUGUGUGGGUAGCCAACAGAGAAAACCCAUUUUCAAAUACGUUAGGAGUUCUAAAAGUGAAUGAGCAAGGAUUUCUGAUCCUUCAGAAUAGCACAAAUGGUGUCGUUUGGUCAUCCAAUACAUCAAGCACCCCACAGAAUCCAGUUGCGCAGCUCUUAGAUUCGGGAAAUCUUGUUGUGAAAGAUGGUCAUGGUAGCAACCCGGGGAAUAUAUUAUGGCAGAGUUUUGAUUUUCCAUAUAACACCUUGUUACCGGGCAUGAAAUUAGGAUGGAACCUUGAUUUGGGUUUGGAUAUGUUUCUACAAUCUUGGAGGAGCACAGAUGAUCCAGCUAAGGGUGAUUUUAAGUGCUUGAUAGAUCUUCGAGGGUUUCCUCAGCUUUUCAUUAUGAAGGGAAAUAUAAUACAGUGUCGUAGUGGACCAUGGAAUGGCCUCCAGUUUACAGGGAGUCCUCAGCUGAAACCAAACCCAAUAUUUAAUUUUAUAUUUGUGUCAAAUAAGGAUGAGGUAUAUUAUUCAUACGAGCUCAAAAAUAUUUCAGUUGUUUCGAGGUUAAUAAUAAGUGACAAAGGGGUUCUAGAGCGGCAUAUUUGGAUUGAUCGAACACAGAGUUGGACGCUAUUCUUUGGAGUUCCAACAGAUCAAUGUGACACUUAUGCAUUGUGUGGUCAAUAUGCGAGUUGCAACAUCAAUAACUAUCCUGUAUGUGCAUGCUUGGAAGGGUUUGUACCCAAAUCCCCAACAGCUUGGAGUGCGUCAGAUUGGUCAGAUGGGUGUGUCCGAAGGACUCAACUGAAUUGUCAUAGUGGAGAUGGAUUUCGGAAGCAUACAGAAAUGAAAUUACCAGACACGUCUUCUUCCUGGGUUGAUAAGAGCUUAGGCCUGAAGGAAUGUGAGGAAUUGUGCCUAAGAAAUUGCUCAUGCGUGGCAUACGCAAAUUCAGAUAUUAGAGGCUCAGGCUGUUUAGUUUGGUUUGACGAUCUAAUUGACAUGAGGGAAUUCACUGAAGGUGGACAAGACCUCUAUGUACGGAUGGCUGCUUCAGAGCUAGCUCCUACUGAGGAAAAAAGAACAUCAAAUGAGAAGAGAAAAGUUGCAAUUGUUGUCAGCUGUCUCACUGUGUUUGUGGGAUCGCUAGCAUUAGGAUUGCUCUUGUGCAUACGAAAGCGAAAACUUUUGCAGCAAGGAAUUGCAAAACAGACUGAUCUAGAAGAUUGUGGUGAUGAUGGUGCAGAGGAAGACAUUGAAUUACCUUCCAUUGAUUUAACCACUAUAAAAAAUGCUACUGAUAACUUUUCAAACAACAAUAAACUAGGAGAAGGUGGUUUUGGACCUGUAUACAAGGGUAUAUUGUUGGACGGGCAAGAAAUAGCAGUGAAACGGCUUUCAGAAACAUCUGGACAAGGAGGAAAGGAAUUCAAAAAUGAAGUUAUAUUGAUUGCAAAGCUUCAGCACAGAAAUCUUGUGAAGCUUCUUGGUUGCUGCAUUCAAGGAGAUGAAAAAAUGUUAAUCUAUGAAUACAUGCCCAACAAAAGCUUGGAUUCCUUUAUUUUUGAGCAAACAAGGAGUAAAUUACUUGAUUGGCAUAUGCGCUUCCACAUCAUUGGUGGAAUUGCACGCGGGCUACUUUAUCUUCAUCAAGACUCUAGAUUGAGAAUCAUCCAUAGGGAUCUAAAAGCCAGCAAUGUUUUACUAGACAGUGAUAUGAAUCCAAAAAUUUCAGAUUUUGGCUUGGCUAGGACAUUUGGAAAAGAUCAAAGUGCAGCAAAUACCAAAAGAGUUGUGGGAACAUAUGGUUACAUGUCACCUGAGUAUGCAGUGGAUGGAAUCUUCUCAGUAAAAUCUGAUGUUUUUAGUUUUGGCGUUUUGAUACUAGAAAUAAUUAGUGGAAGGAGAAACCGAGGAUUUUCCCAUUCAGAUCAUGGCCUUAACCUUAUUGGACAUGCAUGGAGACUGUGGAUGGAAGAGAGGGCUAUAGAAUUACUUGAUCCAUCGUUAAGAUACUCUUGUUCUGUACCUCAAGUGCUACGGUGCAUUCAAGUGGGUCUUUUAUGUGUGCAACGAUUACCAGUGGACAGGCCAGAUAUGUCAGCAGUAGUUGUAAUGUUGGGGAGUGAGAUUUCUCUGCCUCAGCCAAAGCAGCCUGGUUUUUAUAAUGAAAGAAAUCCAUUUGAAGCUGAUUCUUCCUCGAGCAAGGAAGGCUUGUGGUCAAGGAAUGAAAUCACAACAUCGAUAGAGCCAAGAUAAAAAUCGACAUCCAAUUAUCUUUUUCCCUCUUUUGUUUUAUUUUUUUUUUUAUUUCAUCUUUUUUAUUUUUUUAAUAUUUGAGAGGAAGAAUUAUUAUUAGUGAGACUUGAAAAUGGGAAAGCUCACUUCUACGAGUUUUUAAAUUCUCAUUUAAUAGCAGUGUAAGGGUCUAAUCUCUUUUUUACCCAUCUAAUCCACUUCCAGAUAAAAAUGUGGUAAUGUUCAUACGCAGCAAUGGUUGACAA